AUGGAUGAAAUUAUGACAUAUAUGUUAUCAGGAGAAUGUGUAAUGUUUCUUUUAUGCCAUGAAACUGAAAAUCCUAUAAUGGUGUGGAAAAAGAUGAUUGGAAAUAAAGAUCCAGCCGAGGCUAAAAAAGCAGAUCCACAAUCCUUAAGAGCAACAUAUGGAACAUCUAUAAUUAAAAAUGAAUUUCAUGGUAGUGAUGAUCCAUUUUCUGCUAACAAAGAAAGAGAUAUUUUUAAGUUCCCAAUUCCUCAAAAAAUACCUGAUUUCAAGUUUGACAAAAUGUUAGUGUCUUUAGAGACACUAUUUAAAUUUUUAUAUCCUCCUAACUUAGAACAUUCAAAUGCAUUAGAAAGACUAGACAUUUUUGCCAUUUAUGGUCCUUGUGUCAAUUAUCACAGUGUUGAUCAAUGUCUAUGUAGGGAAUGUGCAAUCGUUGGAAAAGAGCAUCUAGAAGGUGUAAGGGAAUCACUUAUAGCCACUGAACAAACAAAAUUAGGAAUUAAAAUUCGACCCCAACCAACAACAGCUACUAAAACAUAACUGCCGUAAAGAGUUCAACUACCACCUAUAAGAUUAUUGAAAGAGGAAGACAUCAAAUAAGUUUAUUAGUAAUUGUGUGAAAAGUGUCAAUUUCAUUGUAAUGGCUACGCACAUUUACAAGGUGGAAGGAAUAUGCAGCAUGUUAUGACUGAUUAAGAAUUAAACACUUUAGCCAAGGAGAUGAACAAAUAGGAAAUCUUGGAAUUACUUUAUAGUGAAAAGGGUAAUGCUGCUAAUGUCAUGAUUGAAACUAUCGACCUUAAUGAACCUAAUCAUUACACUAAGGAAAUGAUUGAAUUAUUGUUUCAGGAAUUAGAAACUGACUACUAUAAUAGAUUUAAAUUUUAUCAUCUUUAGAAUGUCAUUUUAGAAGACAGAAGGAUUAGAAUGAAUGCUUGGAUGAGCAUUCUAAUAAAUAAACCUAUUCAUAGAUUCAAAAAUCCUAAAUUGGUAUGUAAAGUACCACCUGAAAUGAGAAAGAACCCUGAAAGCAUUCACUACACCAUCAAUAGAAUCUUACCACUUAAUCAAACAUAUAAGAAGAAAGACAUUACUAAAAUGCCUUUGGAUUUCCCACCAAAUAUUGCAGAUAAGGAAAAACUAAAUCCAAAUGAAGAGAAGCUAGCGUUGUUGAAGAAACUUCAUAGAGACACACAUCACAUGGUUGAAAUUUAAGAUGCGAAGAAGGUUGUUUCUAAUGGUGUAUACUUAUUGCGUAAGUAUAAUGACGGAAGAAAUGGUGAUUGGGAUAACUACUCAUCACUUAAGGGCAUGAAUAGAGGUUCAUAUGUAAAUUACGAAGAAAAAAAGAAAAAAGAAAAACUUUGA
Molecule: messenger RNA, 1368 nt
Organism: Paramecium tetraurelia
Lineage: Eukaryota; Ciliophora; Oligohymenophorea; Peniculida; Parameciidae
Exons: 2
Source: RefSeq, a predicted model, not a curated record